Molecule: messenger RNA, 341 nt
Organism: Orycteropus afer afer
Lineage: Eukaryota; Metazoa; Chordata; Mammalia; Tubulidentata; Orycteropodidae
Gene: S100Z
Product: S100 calcium binding protein Z
Cellular component (GO): cytoplasm
Molecular function (GO): calcium ion binding
Source: RefSeq, a predicted model, not a curated record
UGGGUGGUCUGCCCCUAGAGUGGUCAGUCGUGCUGCCAGCAUGCCAACCCAGCUGGAGAUUGCCAUGGACACCAUGAUUAGAACCUUCCAUCGGUACUCAUGCAAGGAAGGGGACAAAUUCAAGCUCAGCAAGGGGGAACUGAAAAUGCUCCUGCAGCGAGAGCUCACAGAAUUCCUCUCGUGUCAAAAGGAUCCCCAGUUGGUUGAUAAGAUAAUGCAGGACCUGGAUGCCAAUAAGGACAAUGAAGUGGAUUUUAAUGAAUUCGUGGUCAUGGUGGCAGCUCUGACUGUUGCUUGUAAUGAUUACUUUGUAGAACAAUUGAAGAAAAAAGGAAAGUAAA